GGCCGUCCUGAGUAUGAGUGUUCAGCACUUCCUGGGCGGCCUCAUCACCACGCUCACCUUCACUACCAUGAUGCAUUGCACUCAGAGGGCAGAGGAAAGCAUUCAGUCGACCCACUACAGCUUCCUGUCCACUCUGGAGGUGCUGGGGAAGCUGAUGUUCAGCGCUCUGGCCGGAGGCAUGGUGGAUUGGUUUGGUUUUCAAGUUGCCUUCCUCUUCUUCCUCACCCUCUCCGCCGCCACAGCCCUGCAUGUGUGGACGGCCACCUUCACCGGGGCUCUCAGGGAACACCAGCUCAAAGAGCCUCCCAAGUGAGGUCAGGAUCGGGGCGUCUGCAGCGGAAAAUGUUUUGACAAAACUCGAGUUUGGAGCUUCAAAGCCCCUGAAUCCCAAUUAAAUAUAACACUCAUGAGUCAUGACUUCAGCAAAUUAAAUAUACGUCUAGAAGAAGUUGACUUUUUGCCAUUUUGAAGGAGAAACCAGCCAUGUGGUUAAGUGCUCUACUGCAGAGUGUGCUUUCUUUAUUUUUUUCAAAUUGCACAGUUGUCAUUUCACUGGCAAAACUGGCCUUUUUUUAAUUUUGCAAUUGAAAUGCCUGGAAAAGUCUUAAUAUUGACAGUAGCGUGAGGACGAGCGCAUUGAGUAUUACGCCUAUUGGACAGAAUGAGAUUAGUGCAGCCGUUGAGUUGAUGAUUGGCAGUGGAGAAUACUGUCCUGAGAGUUGAGAAGUACUUUGGGACACAUAAUCAAAAGCUGUUUUUUAUCAUCUGAGCCAUUUUAAUAUUUUAAUAAGCCAGCAAUAAGAGCUGUAGCCAAAAGCAAUAUCGCUACUUGUGAUGCUUGUUCUAUCAUACUGUAUGAAUAUGUUAGUCGUUCUCCUGAGUUGUAUGGUUUACAUUUCAAGAUGAAUAAAUCUCUACUACCUCGUAUCAGCGCUGUAAGGUACGACGCACAGGAGGCACAUGUACAGGAGCUGCCAGUAGAGCUUACACUCUUUUAAGAUGAAUAAUUUCAUUUACUAAGUUACGUAAGCGACAACAGUUAGUAGGUUUGCACUGACGGCAGAUUGUUUUAUUGUGUGUCUGUUACAAAGGGAAUAAGAAUACAUGCAGCUGUAGGAUGAGGAGUGUUUGUUUAAAUAACCUCCAAUUUUCUGAGUAAAAUCCCUUUCCCUUUGGAAUUGUAUUGGUCAACCCUGACUGCUUAUUUAUUGUAUGAAAACUCAGCCUUACAUACUGCAUGGUGCCAUCUUGUCUUAUUUUUUAAAUAAAUAAUCAUCUU
Notothenia coriiceps (black rockcod) is the source of this 1279-nucleotide messenger RNA. RefSeq names its product major facilitator superfamily domain-containing protein 3-like. The transcript has 2 exons. The record is from RefSeq and is a predicted model, not a curated record. The coding region runs from base 14 to 313 and encodes 99 amino acids. Lineage: Eukaryota; Metazoa; Chordata; Actinopteri; Perciformes; Nototheniidae. Gene Ontology annotation, cellular component: membrane.